AUGCCACUCUUCGAUACAUUCUUCACUCUUCUUUCCUCGACCCUUCAAGCUCCACCUGAUCACCUGCGCAUAUUAUUCAUCCUUCUCGCUUCCUAUCCUGCAGCAUUAUUGUACAAAUCACUCCCACCAAACCCGAAUUUGAAACAUUUAUUCUCGAUAACGUUCGCUGCCCUAGUGUACCUCGGAUUGUUCAAUUUAGUGAGAGGAUUCUAUGAAUUAUUAGCUAGCGCUUUGGUGGUCUACCUGAUCAGCUAUACGGUUAGUGGGAAAUGGGCCCCAAUUCUAGUUUUUGCCUUUACCAUGGGACAUUUGAGUAUUAGCCACAUAUACCGCCAGCUAUAUCGUAUAUCAUACGACCGGUUUGAUAUAUCAGGGCCCCAAAUGAUUCUUGUUACGAAACUUACCUCGUUCGCAUUUAAUGUCUAUGACGGACAACGGUCAAUUAAGACCCUCUCGGAAUAUCAAGCAAAAAAACGUAUCCAAAGAUUUCCAUCUAUUCUCGAAUACCUCGGCUACGUAUUCUUCUUUGGCGGAUUUCUUAUCGGUCCCGCAUUUGAAUUCGCGGAUUAUCGUGAUUUCACGACUCUUGCCCUAUUCUCUAAUCCACCAGCAAGUUCCCGUUCAUCAGACUCGCCAAUUUUGUCCUCUGAUGAGACACAAAGCCAGAUGACUGAUGGACAAUCCGACGAAAAGGGUUAUCAAAAGAUGAAACAAGAAGGAAAGGAAGCAAAGAUAGUUAUACCUAAUGGAUUUGUACCAGGCAUGAAGAAGCUUUUGUUCGCAUGUUUCUGGGUUGUGUGUUUAAUAAGCUUUGGGAGAAAGUAUCCUAUGGAGUGGACUUUGGGUGAAGAGUAUGCCAACAUGAGUUUCUUGGCUAGAUUCUUUUAUAUAAACCUUGCGAGUUUUUGUGCGCGAUUUCAGUACUACAUCGUGUGGCUACUUGCCGAAGGUGCUUGUAUAUUGGUUGGACUUGGGUUUAAUGGAUAUGACGACAAAGGCAAACCGCUUUGGGACCGUGUCUCGAAUAUCGAUAUUGUCGCUUACGAAACGGCAAAUAAUUUAAAGUCUUUUGCUGAAUCAUGGAACAUGAAUACAAACAAAUGGUUAAAGAAUUAUGUCUAUCUUCGUCUAGUUCCACCGGGAAAGAAGCCAUCAUUCUUUUCGACUUUUGCGACGUUUGCGACUAGCGCGUUCUGGCAUGGAUUUUACCCGGGAUAUUAUUUGAUGUUUAUGAGUAGCGCAUUACUUCAGAGUCUGCACAGGAAUGUUCGCCGGAAAAUCCGUCCUAUAUUCCUCCAUACUCGUUAUGCCAGCUACAAACCACUAUAUGAUUUCGUAGGUUGGUUCAUAAUGCAAUCCAUGAUAUCCCACCUUGCAGUUUCCUUCGUGCUACUCUCUCUUCGUAACACUCUAUACGUAUGGCGGUUGAAUUACUUGAUUUGUCACGUCGCGAUAUUGUUCCUUUAUGUAUUUUUCAUGAUGGGAUUGGAUAAGCAACUCAGAAUAUUAUUGAAAGUGGAGGAAAAGAAGGAGAAAGUAUUGAUUUUGGAGAACUUAGAACAAGAGGCAUUGGAGGGAAAAAAGAGGAGAAAGAUAGUAGGGGAGGAAAAGGACUUGUUGGUUAGUGAAAUGGGUCUGAUUGAAAAAUGA
This is a messenger RNA of Paraglomus brasilianum, 1650 nucleotides long. NCBI's taxonomy places the organism in Eukaryota, Fungi, Glomeromycota, Glomeromycetes, Paraglomerales, Paraglomeraceae. The record is from the annotation of a GenBank genome assembly.